Molecule: messenger RNA, 2349 nt
Organism: Centropristis striata (black sea bass)
Lineage: Eukaryota; Metazoa; Chordata; Actinopteri; Perciformes; Serranidae
Product: adhesion G-protein coupled receptor G7-like
Exons: 15
Coding region: 1-2148 (715 amino acids)
Biological process (GO): cell surface receptor signaling pathway; G protein-coupled receptor signaling pathway
Cellular component (GO): membrane
Molecular function (GO): G protein-coupled receptor activity
Source: RefSeq, a predicted model, not a curated record
AUGCAACAGGAGAGGGCGUUCCUGGUGGCACACCUGCUGUCAUUUAUUAACCUUGUCUAUGUAGAAAAUUUCUGCCGUGCCCAACAGUUGGCUGGAUACAGUUUCCCACGCACGCCCAUCGGCUGGUUUGCAUAUUCAGACGAACUCUGUAAAGUAGGAACGAGUGGUGCUGGUAAACCCCGAGCUUCGACCAGAUGUUCCACCAAGAAUGGACCACCAAGUUUUGAGCCCCCACAGGUCUAUCUGUGUGACCAGACGCUCGGCGACAUACAACAAAAUCUGACGAGUCCUGCUGCCUUAGAGACGUUGGCGAGCAGCACUCAGAUUCUGACGUCCAAACCUGAAGAGUUGACGGCUGAAAACAUCACAACAGCAGCUCAGAUCACCAACACGCUGCUGCUGUCUCCAAACGCCACAGAGGUCGUCAGGGUGGCUGCCAUAGCAACAGUCAGCCAGCUGCUGAACGCCAGCGUGCCAGACAACAGCGAGGAAAACAGCGCUACACUGGAACUCACAAAGACCCUGGACCAGCUCUCUGUGGACCUGAGCCUCAGUUCCAACAUGUCUCAGUCUCAGGUGGUCCAACCCAACCUGGUGGUCCAGUCGGCACAAAUCGCUGCUGCAGACACUCUGGGAGUCCAGUUCACCUCGCUCUCAGGGACAUCUGGCAGUUUCGUCGCCGACAGAAUUGUGCUGAACACCAACACAUCGACAAUUGUGGGGGAAAACGGGAUUUCUGACGCUCUGAUAUACGUUCGAUUCCCACCAGCAGCCGUUGAUGUUCAUCAGCAGCCAGAAAACGUCUCGCUGGGUUUCGUCCUCUACCAGAACGACCGUUUCUUCAGGUCGAGGCGCUACAGUCGGAGGCGGGUCACUGUCAGGGUCCUGUCUGCCACCUUCAGAGGUCAGGAGCGCCGCACGGUGCCACAACAUGUGGAGAUGCAAUUCAGACCAACGGUUUUGGAGGGGACAGCUCUGUUCCACUUUGCUUGUGUUUUCUGGGACUACAGUCUACAGGACUGGAGCACCGCCGGCUGCUCCAAAGGAGACGCUUCAGACGGACUCCUCAGAUGUUUCUGCAACCACACCACCAACUUCGCUGCUCUCUGGUCUUUCAGAGAGAACUAUGAGUAUGCAGAAGCCCUGGAUGUGAUUUCUAUUGUUGGACUUUCUUUUUCUGUUCUGGGUUUGGUUGUUACGAUAAUCCACCACCUUAAAGACAACUUUCAGAGAAAGUCCCGUGAUCGUGAGACUAAUAAGAACUCGAAGCUCGCUCUGCUGAGCAUCUGCGUCAGCCUGCUGGCCUUCAUCCUCACCUUCCUCUCUGGAGCUGUCAACUCCAGCCGACAGUACGACAGUCCGGUGGAGGUAUACAAACAGACCAACACGGUCCUGGACUCUGACGAACACGUGGAGCCAGACGGAGGCUCGUGUACGGCGGUGGCGGCUCUGCUUCACUUCUUCCUGUUAGCCACGUUCUUGUGGAACUUCCUGUAUGGCAUGCAGCUGGUACUGCUGUUCCGGACGAUGCGUCAAAAUUUGCCUCCACACUGGACUUCCAUUAGUGUCACUGUGGGAUGGGGAGUCCCAGCCAUCGCCAUGGCAUCCACACUGGGCAUCUCCUACAGAGUGGACGACCCGCUCGGAUACAGACAGGAGGAAUUUUGCUGGCUCGCAGCUCUGGAUAAGAACAAACAGUUUGACUUUGGGAAGCCGAUGUUUUGGGGUUUCCUCCUUCCACUCGCUCUGAUUCUGAUCUCCAACGUGGUUCUCUUGGUUCUGACAUCCCUGACUAUUUGCAGAACCGACCCCACCCUCAACAGCACCAGACCUUCCUCUUUGUGGAAGAAGUUUUUCAUCAGUUUUUCUCUGGCCAUGUUACUGGGUCUGUCCUGGACUAUGGGCUACCUGGUGCUCGUCACUAAAGGCCCCGCCCACCUGGUCUUCAGCAUCCUUUUCUGCGUCUGUACAACCACACAGGGUUUUCAGAUAUUUGUCCUCUUCACAGCCAGGACGGCGUCCUUCAGAGCCUCUGUUUCCACAUCCGUUGAGUAUGUCUCAUCCGUCAACAUUCCACUCAGAAACAGAGUAUACAAGUUGCAGAGGAGCUGGGAGACGUACAGCUCCGAGUUUUACAGAGACCUUUAAAGACGCACUGGAACCAAACGUCAGACCAAACCAAACUGUAUGGAAGAAAAAGAAAAAAGGAAAAGGAUUUAUUUUUAAGGAUUAAAAUGGUUUAUGUUGUUUGACCAGAAGGUGGCAGCACAAAACAAUAAACAGCAGUUUUUUAUUCAAUGAAUAACAUUAACCUUAUCAUACAUCAUUUAUAUUUCUAUAAAGAAAUAU